Molecule: messenger RNA, 1986 nt
Organism: Botrytis sinoallii
Lineage: Eukaryota; Fungi; Ascomycota; Leotiomycetes; Helotiales; Sclerotiniaceae
Exons: 8
Coding region: 1-1986 (661 amino acids)
Biological process (GO): transmembrane transport
Cellular component (GO): membrane
Molecular function (GO): myo-inositol:proton symporter activity
Source: RefSeq, a predicted model, not a curated record
AUGCCAGAACCAAAAUACCUCGAAGAACAUGUAAAUUUUGUUCAUCCGGAAUGGACACGGUCGCAGGCUACUGGUAAUGAUGCGGGUGGUUAUACCGUCGAAAUCGAAGCGAAUCAGCGCCAUAUCAACCUGAACAGCAAUUUAGAUGCUAAGAUCCAGAAUCCAUUAUCUGGAAUUCCAACGACGUUACUAUACGAUCAGGUUAAAGCAUUUGCAACUAAGCAUCAAUUGCUCAGUGUCCUUCCAAUAUUGAUUAAAGGGGCGCUGGUGGCACAAGAUCCAACAAAUUACGAAGAUAUUAGAGGUGAAAAUGCCCUAAAUGAAGAAGAGAUUGAAUGCUUGAGGGACGAAAUCCUUCAUAAAUGGAAACAGCCAUGGGCGUUGUAUAUCACUAUUAUUACAUGUUCCAUUGCUGCCGUUCAAGGAUGGGACCAAACAGGCUCAAACGGUGCAAAUCUAUCGUUCCCGGACCUCUUCGACAUUGGAGGGAAAUCUACCCGCGAUACAAUGCUGGUCGGACUCUGCAAUGCCGCCCCAUAUAUCAGCAGCGCAUUUGUAGGUUGUUGGAUUUCUGAUCCUCUCAAUAAUUAUUUCGGACGCCGGGGAACCAUCUUUGUUGCCGGAAACUUCUGUCUGUGGAGUGUGAUUGGCAGUGCGUUCACGACAACAUGGCAAGAACUUUUUAUUUGCCGUCUUAUACUCGGACUCGGGAUGGGUGCGAAGGCUUCGACAGUUCCGGUAUAUGCGGCGGAAAACUCACCUGCAGCCAUUCGAGGUGCGCUCGUUAUGUCUUGGCAAGUAUGGAAUGCUUUCGGGAUCUUUCUUGGCUUUUGCGCAAAUUUAAUAGUUGCCAACGUUCCUCGAAUAGCCUGGCGUCUUCAACUCGGCUCUGCAUUCAUACCCGCUGUGCCUCUUUGUAUCCUUAUCUUUUAUUGCCCAGAAAGUCCCCGCUGGUAUAUGAAGAAGGGACGAUAUCCAGAAGCAUAUCAAUCUUUGUUGAAACUUCGUAACAAUCCUCUACAGGCUGCGCGUGACCUCUACUAUAUCCAUUCCCAGCUUGAACUGGAGGCAGAGAUUGUUGGAAACCAUACUUACUUGACACGGUUUACACAGUUGUUCACAGUGCCUCGGUUAAGAAGAGCGACGCUAGCUAGCUUUACAGUCAUGUUGGCUCAACAAAUGUGUGGAAUCAAUGUCAUUGCGUUUUAUUCAUCGACUGUCUUUCAGAAAGCUGGUGCUGGCAGGAUUAAUGCACUUUUAGCUUCAUGGGGGUUUGGUCUAGUUAAUUUUAUCUUUGCAUGGCCAGCUAUAUGGACAAUUGAUACUUACGGCAGACGAACGUUGUUGUUAUUUACGAUUCCCAACAUGGCUUGGAGUAUACUUGCCGUGGCACUUUGUUCAUUGAUACCGGACUCCAGCCGAGCACAUCUAAGCCUUAUGGCACUGUUUAUAUAUGUCUAUGCUGCUUUCUAUAGCCCCGGGGCAGGUCCAGUUCCAUUUACCUACUCUGCUGAGGUGUUUCCGCUAUCACAUCGUGAAGUUGGAAUGGGUUGGGCUGUUGCUACGAACUUCUUUUGGGCCGCUGUAUUAAGCAUUACUUUGCCUAGAAUGCUUGAUCUCUUUACUGUUGCCGGAACUUUCGGUUUCUACGCUGGAUUAAAUAUCAUAUCAUUAUGCAUGAUAUUCCUGUGGGUACCGGAGACCAAGCAACGUACACUCGAAGAAUUAAAUUUUGUGUUUGCUGUUCCCACGCGUACACAUAUGCAUUACCAGCUUACUAGAGCCCUACCAUGGUGGAUAAAACGAUAUUUAUUGCAGCAGAAAUACGCAACCCUCGAACCACUAUACGAUUUUGAAAAACCAAUAGGCCAACGAGAAAUCGACGAAUUAUACGAAAAUGAUAGGUUGAGAGCCCAGAGGAGACAGGAUAGUGAGUGGAUGGCAAAGCGUCAAAAACAAAGCUUUGUUGGAGGGGGGAGGUCCUGA